AUGUACAGGCAGAUAAGGGUCCAUAGAGACGAUUGGGACUUGCAACGAAUGUUAUGGAUAAAUGAACAAAAUGGCAUAAGAGCCGCACCAUUUUUAGCAUUCAGGACACUGUUACAAUUAGUGGAAGACGAGGGAGAGAAGUACCUUCUCGCACUGCCUUGCAUCACCCACGGAAGAUACGUGGAUGAUAUCUUCGGAGGUGCGGAUACAUCACAAGAACUUAUUGAAACCGCACUGCAACUGCAGAAUCUCUAUCGAAAUCAAGUAGACCACGUUUUAUGCAACUACGAUACAUCAAAAAUCCUGGGAUUGCGAUGGAACUCACAAGAGGAUCAAUUCACCUUCGCAACAACAUUAUCAUUGAACAUCGACAGGUUCUCCAAACGCUCAAUAUUAUCCGACAUUGCAAAAAUAUUCGAUCCUUUAAGUUUUGUAUCACUGGUGGUGAUUAAAGCAAAGAUGCUCCUUCAAGAACUAUGGUUACAUAAAAUUAAAUGGGAUGAUCCCAUACCUCAACAAUUAUCAAUCCAUUGGCGUGCCAUAAAACGGGAUCUAUCAAAAUUGAACAAAAUCACUAUACCAAGAUGGCUAAACACAAAGAGCGGGUCCACCGUCGAACUUCAUGGCUUCUCUGAUGCUUCUCAACUAGCCAUGGCCGCAGUCAUCUAUCUUACCGCCCACAACGCUUGCACAAAUACAAAAACCAUCCUGAUAUGUUCUAAAACCAAAGUAGCUUCAUUAAAGCGACUUUCCAUUCUCCAAUUGGAGCUAGCAGCGGCAUUAUUACUAUCAAGGCUUAUCCUGUACGUCAAGAACACACUAAACAUGAAGACAACCGCGACAUACUUGUGGACGGAUUCAAGGGUAACUCUCACCUGGAUAAAGUCCCAUGCAUCGCGCUGGAAGGACUUUGUAAGAAACCACGUGAUACUAAUUCAAGAAACCACAUCAAAUUAUCAAUGGAAUUAA
This is a messenger RNA of Ceratosolen solmsi marchali, 969 nucleotides long. RefSeq lists its product as uncharacterized. Bases 1 to 969 code for a protein of 322 amino acids. NCBI's taxonomy places the organism in Eukaryota, Metazoa, Arthropoda, Insecta, Hymenoptera, Agaonidae. The transcript is spliced from 2 exons. The record is from RefSeq and is a predicted model, not a curated record.